Molecule: messenger RNA, 1281 nt
Organism: Oryza brachyantha (malo sina)
Lineage: Eukaryota; Viridiplantae; Streptophyta; Magnoliopsida; Poales; Poaceae
Product: protein MONOCULM 1
Exons: 1
Coding region: 1-1281 (426 amino acids)
Biological process (GO): regulation of DNA-templated transcription; meristem initiation
Cellular component (GO): nucleus
Molecular function (GO): sequence-specific DNA binding; DNA-binding transcription factor activity
Source: RefSeq, a predicted model, not a curated record
AUGCUCGGGUCACUCCACUCCUCGUCGUCUUCUGACACGGACAAUAACAAUAGCGGCUGCAAGAACAAUGGUGGAGGCGAGGCCGCCGCCGUUGCGGCGGCGGCGCCGUCCACGCGGGACCUGCUGCUGGCCUGUGCUGACCUGCUGCAGCGCGGCGACCUGCCGGCCGCGCGCCGCGCGGCGGAGAUCGUGCUGUCGGCGGCGUCGCCUCGCGGCGACGCGGCCGACCGCCUGGCCUACCACUUCGCCCGCGCGCUGGCGCUGCGGGUGGACGCCAAGGCCGGCCGAGUCUUCGUCGGCGCCGGGGUGGCGCGGCCGGCGUCGUCCGGGGCGUACCUGGCGUUCAACCAGAUCGCGCCGUUCCUGCGGUUCGCGCACCUCACGGCGAACCAGGCCAUCCUCGAGGCCGUCGACGGCGCCCGGCGCGUCCACAUCCUCGACCUCGACGCCGUCCACGGCGUGCAGUGGCCACCGCUGCUGCAGGCCAUCGCCGAGCGCGCGGACCCGGCGCUGGGCCCACCCGAGGUCCGCAUCACCGGCGCCGGCGCCGACCGCGACACCCUCAUCCGCACCGGCAAUCGCCUCCGCGCCUUCGCCCGGUCAAUCCAUCUCCCUUUCCACUUCACCCCGCUCCUCCUCUCCUGCGCCACCACGCCUCACGUCGCCGGCACAAGCACGGCCGGGGGCGCCGCCGCCACCACUGCCUCGAGCGAGGCCCCCGGCCUGGAGUUGCACCCGGACGAGACGCUGGCCGUGAACUGCGUGAUGUUCUUGCACAACUUGGGCGGGCACGACGAGCUCGCCGCGUUCUUGAAGUGGGUGAAGGCCAUGUCCCCUGCCGUGGUAACCAUCGCCGAGAGGGAGGCAGGCAGCGGCAGCGGCGGCGGCGGCAGCGGAGCCGACCACAUCAACGACCUGCCGCGGCGGGUCGGGGUGGCCAUGGAUCACUACUCGGCGGUGUUCGAGGCGCUGGAGGCGACGGUGCCGCCGGGGAGCCGGGAGCGGCUGGCGGUGGAGCAGGAGGUGCUCGGCCGAGAGAUCGAAGCUGCCGUGGGGCCCUCCGGUGGGAGGUGGUGGCGCGGGAUCGAGCGGUGGGGCGGCGCUGCCCGCUGCGCUGGGUUCGCGGCGCGGCCGCUAAGCGCGUUCGCGGUGUCGCAGGCGCGGCUGCUGCUCCGGCUGCACUACCCGUCGGAGGGCUACCUCGUGCAGGAGGCGCGCGGCGCGUGCUUCCUCGGGUGGCAGAUGCGGCCGCUGCUGUCCGUGUCGGCGUGGCAGUCGUAG